UAUCUAAGUGAGCCGCGAGAGGAAAAAAACGGAUUGCGGCAGCGAAUUGCCACUGCACCGUAAUACAUUACAAUACAAAAUAAAAGCGAAAUGGAAGAGCAAUUUUCCGUAAAAAAUAAACUAAAUAAAAUUACCCCUGGGCCCUAUCAGAAAUCCCGUGAUUAUAAAUUUUAAAUUAUGCUGACAUGAGCGUAGAUGUUCUACGUUGAACCCAUCAAUAAUUAAUCAUACCCAUUUGACACGAAUGGUACUGAUAUGUAAAACAAGGCACUCAUAAAGCGCUGUGCAAUCAUCGUGAAGUUAUACCGAAUCAUGACCUCACCCAGUAAGUUGCGCGUCUUGGCGCGAGAAUUCUGCUCCGAAAAUUUUGUGUUUGCCGUUCGUUACUUAGCUGAUCGACGGUUGACUCGAAUUGAGAAACUAUGGUGGACAGUAUGGGUAUUAGCAACUCUCGUAACAAGUUGCUACUAUGCCGCGUCUUCGAUUAAAGCAGCAAACGACAACCCAAUGGUUACAGUGUACGCCUCCCGAUUCCUGCCCGUUUCAACAGUUCCUUUUCCGGCUAUCACCAUUUGCCCGUUGUCCAAAACUCACACGAAACUUUUUAAUUUGACGCGAGUCUUGGAGCAAGUUAAGGAUAACAAAACUCUGGAUCACGACAGCGAACUCAAACUUCGAACUUUGGCACACGUCUGUCCCAUGUCAGCGCUUUGGAAACAGUUCGAAAAAUCCAAGCACGAAAAACCUUUCGAAACUUUAAAACAACUAACAAACUUGUUCCAUAAUAUGGCCUCUUUAUGUAGGUGGAAAUCAAGAUUUGUUCCAUGCUACAGAUUGCUGGGAGAAUCCUUAGUAGCCGACGGACUUUGUUACGUAUUCAAUUCAUUGGCAGCAAACGAAACCUAUCGAACUGACCAAAUUGCUCCAGAUUUCCUGAACCUUCGCAAUUCGGCAACUACAUCCGCCUGGACGCGGGAAAAGGGCUACAGACGAACAGCAGGACUCAAAGCAUAUCCUUAUCGUCCGCUUAGCUCCGGGAUGGACUCCGGAGUUAUGAUAUUGCUUUCGCUUAACAAAAUAGACCAAGAUUUCGCGUGCAGAGGACCUUACACGGGGUACAAAAUUUCCAUCCACGCUCCAGAUGAGUUUCCAAUGUCGGAGGACAAAUUUUUGCUUAUGAAUCCAAGGCACGCGCUUACCUUGAAUUUAAAACCGAAAGUUUUAUGGACAUCACGUAGCUUGCGAUAUCUCCCACCAGAAAAACGCAAAUGUUUCUUCAACGAGGAACGUUCGCUGAGAUACUUUCGAAAUUACAACCGAUACAAUUGCGCGGCCGAAUGCAUUUCUAACUACACUUUUGAAAAAUGUGGUUGCGUACGAUUCACGAUGCCUCGUUCGGCCGAUAUGAAGAUUUGCGACGCCAGCCAGAUUGAAUGCUAUCGGAAUGCUAGCACGACGUUAAACGAUGAGAUCAAACGGCACGAGAUAAAACACGGCGAACAAAAUGGCUGUCGUUGCUAUCAAGCGUGCAAUGAAUUUAAAUAUGCCGUGGAAAUCUCUCAAUUUCCAUUCUUUUUCGAGAAUUAUUCACGAGCUGCCGGGUUUUCCACGGAGGACUACUCAACAAUUGAUCCAACCGUUAUGUUCGUCUCUUUCAAAUUGCGUCACUAUCUGCCGUUGUGGAGACGCAAGUUUUUUGGCACAACCGACGCGAUCGCCAAAUUUGGAGGACUAUUCGCACUUCUAAUGGGAUCCAGUGUGAUGAGUUUGGGAGAAAUUUUGUACUAUUGCUGGGUGCGACCACUGCGACGAGAGCGAACUGCCAAGCAGAAGAAACGGGAACAAUCAGUUCGCCUGGUCCUACCAUGGAUUCCCCCGAACAAACACGUAUUUGUUGCUCGACGUUGGGUAUAGGGGUGCUGAAGUUCAGUCUUAAUUUUAAAGCAUUUUGAUCAAUUGCUGUGUCCUUUCUGUUGAAGAAUUUUGCAGUAGAAUUUACG
Wyeomyia smithii (pitcher-plant mosquito) is the source of this 2000-nucleotide messenger RNA. Its product is annotated as pickpocket protein 28-like. Bases 313 to 1914 code for a protein of 533 amino acids. The record is from RefSeq and is a predicted model, not a curated record. NCBI's taxonomy places the organism in Eukaryota, Metazoa, Arthropoda, Insecta, Diptera, Culicidae. Gene Ontology annotation, molecular function: ligand-gated sodium channel activity. Gene Ontology annotation, biological process: sodium ion transmembrane transport. The transcript is spliced from 5 exons. Gene Ontology annotation, cellular component: membrane.